Molecule: messenger RNA, 10488 nt
Organism: Heterocephalus glaber (naked mole-rat)
Lineage: Eukaryota; Metazoa; Chordata; Mammalia; Rodentia; Bathyergidae
Gene: Lifr
Product: LIF receptor subunit alpha
Biological process (GO): cytokine-mediated signaling pathway; positive regulation of cell population proliferation
Cellular component (GO): signaling receptor complex; membrane; external side of plasma membrane
Molecular function (GO): cytokine binding; ciliary neurotrophic factor receptor binding; oncostatin-M receptor activity
Source: RefSeq, a predicted model, not a curated record
CCGCACUCGGCGCUGGAGCGACUCGGCGGUGGCCCGAGCCGUGGCCGUGACCGUUGCGUCGCGGAGGCGCCCGCGGCGGUAGCAGCGGCGGCUCUCGGGGUUCGCAGAGGGCAGCGGGCAGUCUCGAGCUGCCCAGCGCCGUGCGGCUGGAGCGAGGAGGUGUCGGCGCCUGCGGCUUGUGUCCGGCCCCCUCUUCCGCGGCUCCCUCCUGGGCGGCUACGGGCUCCGGCUACCCCGGGGCGGCGGCCGAGGCGUUCGAUCCGACCGUGCGGGAUGGCGAGGUAGCGGCGCGGCGCGGCCGUGAAAGCUCUUCAGGCAAAUAGCCGAAGUAAGGAAGCAGAGAACUGGCUGUGGUAAACUUAAAGAGUUAAAAACAAAUAUCAGGUGAUUUAUUCAGUCACUGUUGAGUGCCUUUGCUUAGCUUGGCUCUGAGAAGGCAUCAGAUAUGCAGCAGUGCCCUGGGAAGAUGUGCCACAUGACAUGUGGGGAGUCACCAGAGCAGUUCAUAACCAGGAAGUCCACUCAAUCAAUGAUAGUUGCCACAGUUAGCACUCAGAAAGUGAACCAUUAACAAUGUCGCUCUGGUUCCACUGCCUGCCUCGCAAGCGGAAGGACCCGAGUUCGAUCCCCGGUACCAAAAAACAAAAAAAAAAUGUCGCUCUGUCUUCUUACCUCUGUAACAAGAUGAGCAACAGUAACACUCCAGGACUGACUGCAUUGCCCACAAGAUGGACAUUUCCUUAUGUUGGAGACAGCCAUCCGGGAUGGUGGGCAGUAAGAGAAUGAGGAUGCCUGCAAAUUUCCGGUGGCUCGUAGCAACAUUUGUUCUUCUGUAUCUACUGAAUCAAGUAAACAGCCAGAAAAAGGGGACACGUGAUUUGAAGUGCACAACUAACAAUUUACAAGUAUGGGACUGUUCUUGGAAAGCACCCCUAGGAACAGGUCGUGGUACCAUUUAUAAAGUUUGCAUUGAAGACAGGCCCCGUUCUUGUCAUCAAUUAGAGAAAACAAAUAUUAAGAUCCCAGCUCUUUCACCUGGUGAUCAUGAAAUAACAAUAAACUCUCUACAUGAUUCUGAAAGUUCUAUAAGUACAUUCAUGCUAAAUGAAAAAAAUGUUUCCUUAAUUCCAGACACUCCAGAGAUCUUGAAUUUGUCUGCUGAUUUCUCAACCUCUACAUUAUACCUAAAGUGGAAUGACAAAGGUUCUGUUUUUCCUCAUCACUCAAAUAUCAUCUGGGAAGUCAAAGUUCUACGUAAAGAUAGCAUGGAGCUCGUAGAAUUAGUGACUUACAACACAACUCUGAAUGGCAGAGAUAUAGUUCAUCACUGGAGUUGGGCCUCAGACAUGCCCUUGGAGUGUGCCACUCAUCAUGUGAGAAUUAGGUGCUACAUUGACUCUCUUCAUUUCUCUGGUCUCAAAGAGUGGAGUGACUGGAGCCCAGUGAAAAACAUUUCUUGGACUUCUGAUUCUCAGACCAAGGUUUUUCCUCAAGACAACAUAAUACUUGUAGGCUCAGACAUAACAUUUUGUUGUAUAAGUCAAGAAAAAGUGUUAUUGGCACAGAUUGGCAGUAAAAAUUGUCCCCUUAUCCAUCUCGAUGGAGAAAAUGUUGCCAUCAAGAUCCAUAAUAUAUCUGUUUCUGAAAAUAGUGGAACAAAUGUGAUUUUCACAACAGAAGAUUACAUAUAUGGAACAGUUAUUUUUGCAGGAUAUCCACCUGAUGUUCCUCAAAAACUGAAUUGUGAAACACAUGAUUUAGAAGAAAUUGUGUGUACUUGGAAUCCAGGAAGACCAACAGCAUUGGUGGGCCCACGAAGUACAAAUUACAAUUUAUUUGAAAGUUUUUCAGGAAAAUAUGUUAGAUUUAAAAAUGCUGAAGUACCUACAAAUGAAAGCUAUCGGGUACUCUUUAAAAUGAUUCCAAAUCAAGAAAUAUAUAAUUUUACUCUGAGUGGUCACAAUCCUCUUGGGCAAUCAGAAUCAACAAUACUCAUUAACAUCACUGAACGAGUUUCUCCACAUACUCCUACUUCAUUCAGAGUGAAGGAUAUUAAUUCAAAUGCUGUUACACUUUCUUGGCAUUUAUCAGGCAGCUUUGCAAAGAUAAAUCUUUUAUGUCAAAUUAAAAUUAAUAAAGCUAAUUCAGGACAAGAAUUGCGGAAUAUCACAAUCAAAGGAGUGGAAAAUUCAAGUUAUCGUGUUGCUGUGGACAAAUUAAAUCCAUAUACUAUGUAUACUUUUCGGAUUCGUUGUUCUUCUGAAACUUACUGGAAAUGGAGCAAAUGGAGCAAUGAAAAACAACAUUUAACCACAGAAGCCACUCCUUCAAAGGGACCAGAUACUUGGAGAGAGUGGAGUUCUGAUGGGAAAAAUUUGAUAAUAUACUGGAAGCCUUUACCUAUUAAUGAUGCUAAUGGGAAAAUCCUUUCCUAUAAUGUAUCAUGUUCAUCAGUUGAGGAAACACAAUCCCUUUCUGAGAUCCCCGAUCCUCAACACAAAGCAGAAAUACGCCUGGAUAAAAAUGAUUAUAUCAUCAGUGUGGUAGCAAAGAACUCUGUUGGCUCAUCACCACCUUCUAAAAUAGCCAGUAUGGAAAUCCCAAAUGAUGAUCUCAGAGUAGAGCAGGUUGUUGGAAUGGGAAAGAGGAUUCUCCUCACCUGGCAUCCUGACCCCAACAUGACUUGUGACUAUGUUAUUAAGUGGUGUAAUUCAUCUCAGUUUGAGCCCUGCCUUAUGGAUUGGAAAAAAGUUCCUUCAAACAGCACUGAGGCCAUAAUAGAAUCUGAUCAGUUUCGACCAGGUAUCAGAUAUAAUUUUUUCCUGUAUGGGUGCAGAAAUCAAGGAUAUCAAUUAUUACGUUCCAUAAUUGGAUAUAUUGAAGAAUUGGCUCCAAUUGUUGCACCAAAUUUUACUGUUGAAGAUACAACUGCAGAUUCCAUAUUAGUAAAAUGGGAAGAUAUUCCUGUGGAAGAGCUUAGAGGCUUUUUAAGAGGGUAUUUAUUUUACUUUGAAAAAGGAGAAAAAGAUGCAUCUCAAAUGAGAGGUUUGGAGUCAGGUCAUUCUGACAUCAAGGUGAAGAAUAUUACUGACAUAUCUCAGAAGACACUAAGAAUUGCUGAUCUUCAAGGUAAAACGAGUUACCAUCUGGUUCUGCGAGCCUACACAGAUGGUGGCCUGGGCCCAGAGAAGAGCAUGUUUGUGGUGACAAACGAAAACUCUGUGGGAUUAAUUAUUGCCAUUCUCAUCCCGGUGGCAGUGGCUGUCCUUAUUGGAGUGGUAACAAGUCUUCUUUGCUAUCGGAAACGAGAGUGGAUUAAGGAGACCUUCUACCCUGAUAUUCCAAAUCCUGAAAAUUGUAAAGCAUUACAGUUUCAAAAGAGUGUCUGCGAGGGGAGCAGUGCUCUUAAAACAUUGGAAAUGAAUCCUUGUACCCCAAAUAAUGUUGAGGUUCUGGAAACUCGGUCAACACUUCCUAAAAUAGAAGACACAGAAAUAAUUUCCCCAGUAGCCGAGCGUCCUGUAGAUAGUUCUGAUGUAGAGCCUGAAAACCAUGUGGUUGUGUCCUAUUGCCCACCGAUCAUCGAGGAAGAAAUUCCGAACCCAGCUGUGGAUGAACCAGGAGGUACUUCACAGGUCAUCUACAUUGAUGUUCAGUCCAUGUAUCAGCCUCAGGCCAAGCCAGAGGAAGACCAAGAAAUGGAUCCCAUAGUUUCAGCAGGCUAUAAGCCACAAAUGCGUCUCCCUAUUAACUCUACUGUAGAAGAGUCAGCUGCAGAGGAUGACAUAGAUAAAACUGCAGGUUACCGACCUCAGGCAAAUGUAAAUACUUGGAAAUUGGUCUCUCCAGACUCUCCUAGAUCCACAGAUAGCAACAGUGAGAUUGUCUCUUUUGGAAGUCCAUGCUCCAUCAAUUCCCGACAGUUUUUGAUUCCCCCUAAAGAUGAAGACUCUGCUAAAUCAAGUGGAGGAGGGUGGUCCUUUUCGAACUUUUUUCAGAACAAACCUAAUGAUUAAAAGUGUCACCCUGUCACUUCAGUCUGCCAUCUCAAUAAGCUCUUACUGCUGGUGUUGCUGCACCAACAGCACUGGGUGUCCUUGGAGGGACACGGAAGUAUUGCUACCCAGGUGAACUUCACUGCGUGCAAGUUACACCAGAAGUGUUAAUGUCUUUUAGUGUAGUCCAAAAACCAAGGUCAGUGACUCAGAAUCCUUGGCCUAUGAAACUCAAGAUUUGGAGCUAUUGUGACUGAGCCAAAGAAUUCCUCAAGAAGCAUUUCAAGGCCAAUACUGUUUCGUACAUACAUGCAAAACACAUCCUGCAUCAGCUGUUUUCUGUAGUUAAUGGUUUUCUCAUAUGUAUACUGUGUGGAAUUGCAAGAGGAUUUGCAGGCAAGGGAGGAAAAUGUCAAUGUCACAUAAUGUUUAUUUCCUGACAUACGCUCCAUUUUAGAGGAAAACCAAGCACAGAUUUUAAAACUUUUAAGAUUAUUCUCUUCUAUCUACAGCAUUUAUAAAAGAUAAUAUAAUUUUAAUGUAGUGACAACUAUUUAGUGUUCUGUUUGAUGAAAUGUGCUGAUUUCUGUGCCUACUGUAUAAUGGUUCUCAAACAGUUGUCUCAGGGGUGCAAAUGUGGAAAAUGAGUGUGACACUGACCAGCCCCAAUCAGAAUAGCAUUGUCUUGCUUUGGUAGGUUUUUCAAACCUUUCCAUUACUUUUUAGCUUUUAUGCUAGCUUCCAUUAUUACAGAUGGAUACCCUAAUAUUUGAAACUUAAAUUUCUAGAACCACAGAUCUAAGGUUUUUUUUAACCCAUUUUAUUUUGUGAUAUGGUGUCAGCUUUAUAUGAGCAAAUUCAUUAUUAAUAAUAAACAUAAUUCCUCAUGAUUUACUAUGUGAGAUGACUACUAAGCAAUAUCUGGCAACAUUUGCUGUCUGGUAGCUCUGAUUGGCUUAUAUUUCCCAAGAAUGAGAAGACCAUUCCCUUGAGCCUGGUUACCAAACAGCUAGGAUCUUCAAAGCUUCGCAACAGGUUUUCCUUUCACUCAUGGGUUGUAAUCUCCCUCGUAAGUGAUCUUUGGUCCAGACUAUCAGAUCAAGGAUUUUUAAGUAUAAAACUAAAUUGAGGAUGCUUCUUCCAGGAACAGUGACUCAAAGGCUAUUUCCCGUUAAAGGUCAUAAAAUGGACUUGAAUCAAUGGACAGGUCUGUGUCAUAGGUGUGGCAGCUGCUGGUGAACCAUGUAGAAUUGGUAUCUUCAGCAUGGCAUCCUCUGCCCAUCCUGGCUCCUCAUCAGCAGUCUCAAGAAUGAAUAUGAUUCUCGGAAAAGCAGAGUGAAAAACUAAAAAGAGUGUUGUAUAUUUUCCAUACACUUGGCUUGUCUAUGUAUAUUGUCUUUUGAUGGUUAAGAAAAGUACUUGAAAAUUUGAAACAUCUGAGUAAAUUAAGGUAGACUUCUUUUGUAUCAUCUGAGUUUCUAUAAUAUAUUUGCAAAUAAUGGAUUGAUUAUCUUUUGAACUCAUUGUAUGUUUUUAAAAACCAUGUUGUGGGAAAAACACAGGGCAACAAGGGACAAAAUUUAUUUAGGUACCCAGUAUAUGAAUCCUAAUUUUAACUGAUAGAACUCAGCUAAAUUUGAGCAUCAUGAUACAUGUAGAAUAAAAUAUAAUUAUGCACAAACAUAGUAUAUUAAAUCUAUAUAAUAGAAAUUUUCAGUAAUGAAAAUAUAUCAAGUAAGAGCCAUUCCUAAACAAAGUUUUGUCUUCCUUUUUAUCCUCUUUGGCUCCUUCCUGUCUCUCUCCCCUGAGACACUUGAACCUGGAGCUUCUCCUCUCUGCCAGAGCAUGGGCUUUUUCUGCUUGUCCUCAGUGUGUACCUCAUUUCCUAUUGAAGCUUAUUGAUCCCAUAGUUUAUCUCUUCAGAACAAGGACAAGUGUUGGCUUGGGUAAAAGCUUAUCAGUCUAAACUAUACUCACCUGAGAACACAGGGAAAAAAUGAAGACAUUGGUCCCUGUCAUCACUGCAGCAGUGCCCUUUCUCUAACCUGUCAUGACUCAUUUGUCUGCCUAAGGGUGACUAUCACCAGGGUCUCUUGAGUCCAAGACUUCACUGUAGAAGAAAGUUCAGAGUGCUCCUCAUCUGUCUCUACCUCAGGAGUUCUGUAUUCAUGGAUCUUUAGGUGAAUGAGAAGCAGAGUAAAACUUGCUUAGUCUGGGCAAGUUCCCUAACUUCCUGUAUGCUUAGGAGACUGUGGCUUAAGUCUGAGGCCAGAGCAGUUUUUCUUUUCUUUUCUCAUUGAAUCAGAAACAGCCAGACCCAGUCCAUGCUUAUUAUCUUUCCAACCUGCCCCAUCCUUGCAUUUAGGGAGACCUUGAGCACAAGGAGGGAGAAGGGAGUAGGACACCCUUUGUCCCAUAUCGAGUUGUUCGAGAUCCCAGAAGUGUUCACUGUUACGUCACUGCAGGUACCAUGCCCAUGGGUGCAAGGUAGUCUCAUAGUGGCUGUGCUCUGUCCAAUCAGAUCAGCUACUUGUCCCUUGGAGAGGGUUAAGGAGUAGCUAGAGAGGUGGGCUAUAUGUAUUCCUUCCACUGCGAAAAAAAAAAAAAAAAACAAAAGCUGGGAAAUUCCUCUUUCCUAACAAAAGCUUGGACAUUAGAAAAUUCUAAAUACUGAGCUAAAAGUAUAUUGCAUGAUUUCUGUUGAGUAGAAUUGUGUCUUGCUCCUUGAUGGUGGCCUGCCCUCACACUGUGGGGUGUAUUCCUUUUCCUACAUUUACCUGGCCCAAACUCGCCCUGCGGAGCCUGUUGCUUUUUGUACCUUUAAUAAAACUUUGCUAUGGUUAAAAAAAAAAAAGGAAGACUGUAGAUAGGACUGUAGAUUGUUACCUCUUUUAUAAAUAAACCAAUGGCAAAUCAGGUUUCCCUCAUGAACAGUGGAGAUUCUGGGCAUCAUAAUUUCUGUCAGUUUCUUUUGUGAGUGGCCAUUUUAGAAUUUAAUGUAAAAAAUUCUUAAAGACUUAGGUAGGCUUUUGACAUUAGCUAGGCUUUGUGAAGUAAGCAUUGCAUGGAUUAGCACAUGUACUCAAUCUAAGCUGUUAGUUGGUUGAACUAGCAGAGCUCUGGAUUUGAGAUUGUGGCCCCAAGUAUCUGAAAGUUGAGUUGUGUGUGUGCGUGCAUGUGUGCUGUGUGAUAGAGGUGCUUUGUUCCCACAGCUGGAAACAGAAGCAGCCAUUCACUGAGUAGUUCAGGGGAGGAAGUAUCAGCCUCGUUUUCCAUACCAGCAUUACAUUCACAGCUCAUGGAUCUGGGGAUUGCAUUUGUACUAUUGAACACAGACACUGGUAAAAAGUCACAUUCUCAAAAAUUCAUGCAGAUUGUAUUCUUGUUGGAAGUCAGUCCUGUGAUCCUCUGGAUGUCUUCAUACUGUCCAUAUUUAAAGAAUGUUACAGACCUUUCUGUAUUUGGAUAAUUAAGUGUAGUUUAGUGAAGGAGACCAGAAAAUAUUUUCUUCCAAAGGGAAUUUGAAAUCAAUUUGAUGGUAUUUUGAAAUUAAAUGUACCCCUAAACAUGUCAAUAUUUUAAAAAGUGUUAUCUCAAAGUUUUCCGCUCAGGCACAUGAUCUGAUAAAACUUUUUUGUUUGCACUAAUGUAAUUUUUGCUGCCUUUCUGUUUUGAGCAAUGUUAAAAUUUGUAUACCUUUUAUAAAGUGCCUUUUCCCUUACUUUGAAAGUAUAAAGUCAGGCAUCUCGAGUGUAAAAUGUGAAUGGAAUCAGCUACAUACAUUGUGAAAGUUCAAUAACUAAGUUUUUAUUGACUGAGUCCCAUCCUGAUGUUAUGAAUUUAGCAGUAGUUUCAGGAUAGUGUAGAUCAAGGUGUAGCUUGUGUAGAUCUGAAACUGUUGCCUUGAAGUGGCUCCACAGUUUGAGUGAAAACUAAUGCGUCCAUAUCACUAGGUAUCUUAAUUUCUUCCUAAUUUUAAGUGUCCAUAGUUUGUUUUUGUCUGCCAGUUUACAUAAUUUGGUACUUGCUUGUACCAACACAGCAUACUUUUUGGCAAACAAUACUGUGUAUGUGAGCUUAACUGAUUAUAAACUGUUAUUUUGGUUAAAGUUUCAUGAUGUCAUACUUAUCUCUUGUGUCCAAAAGAAAAAUUUUUUGCGGAAGAGAAUGAUUGUAGCCGAACUUAGACGACAUUCAUUUUCUAAACAUCUUAGACUAUUGUUGGAAAUCACUUGGUUUAAAUUUGAUUUUAUUUAUAUCUCCAUGGAUUAACAUUUUAGGACUAGUAACAUUUAAGCCUCUUAUUUCAGUGGGGUGGUUAGAUUCUUACUCCUUUUCAACUGCAGCUUUUGUCUUAACUAUUUACCUGAGCAUGUUCAUGCUGGUUAUAAUAUAGGCAUACUAUUUCUAAUGCCAGUAUAUAGGGUUGAGAACAACAUUCAGUUAAUUGACUGUCAGGUUUUAUUGUAUAUGUUAGAGUUUCAGGGGAUGUAAUUUGGGAUAAAAUACACCCAUGUGCUUAUAAUUAUGGUAUUGGAUUAUGACAGGAUUCUAUUAUUUUUAAUCACUAGUAGUGCUUGUUUUUCCCUGUAUUAUGAAUGUUCAUAUUUUUAAUUGUAAGAUGCCCAAGUUAUGAACAGAAUUUACCUAAGGAAUAUUGCUACAUUUUUAUGAAAAUUAAAAGUAGUAUUGUAAGAGGGAAACUCUCUGAAUGUUUUCAAGUGUAAGUGCCUAGCUAGAGAACCAUAGAAACAAUAAAUUCAAAAGUUUGUGUAAGUAAACCAUAGCUGAUUGAACAUUAACCAAGUACAAAGCAGCAGUAACUUACAUUACUUUUUGGUCACUAGAACUGCAUACCUUAAAAAGAUGUGAAUGAGGAAAAAAAUGUUGAUAAUUGAUAAGGAAAGUGAUAUCUAUUACAUAUAUAUCUCCUAAGAUUGCCUCUGUAGUAGCCAGUCGGAACUUAAAAAGGAAAAAACAAAAAACAAUAUAGACUUUAUGCAGUGCUUAAGCCUAAAAUACAUUGUAUGUCUGAUUGAACAGCGCACUUAAAUUUACUGAAUUUCUUCGAACACUUAAAAUAUGCUUCACUAUAGAAUUAUUCCAUUGUAAAUGGGAACUUUCAGGCUCUGAACUUAUUUCUCCUAACCAUCCCAGUGGUGAAUUAUAAAAGAUCAAAAGUGGUGAUACAAUUCUUAUUGAAUCAUGGACAAUUGAUAGGUUGACAUUAGUACUUUUGCAGUUCAUCAUAGAGGAUAGUGAAUAAUGAUUUUCAUAAAAUUAUUUUCAAAUGUUCUUUCCCCAGUUUGAUCCAGAUACUCCCCUCUGUUUUUCUAAUAUUUCAUAAGUUGGUGGUUCCUUCUAUUUAAUUUUUCCUUCCAAUGUAAUGUGUAGGAAAAAUGUGAGUAGUCGCAUGAGUAGUUGAGGCACAGAGAGAAGCCCUGUUCAGCUCCCUUUUGAUGAGGGAUGGGUGUCUGUGAUGCCUCGGACCUUGGACCUUGUUCUGUCCUGUUCUUUUCUUUAAAGGGAGCAUGCCAUUUCUUAAAUCCAUUUUGGUUUAGAUUUGCUUGUAGAGGAUUGUCCUAGAUAGAAAGAAAGACAUCCUAAGUUUGAGAUAGUACUACAUUAAAGGUGUGUUCAAAGGUAAAAUAAGUCAUUUAAAGAUAUUGAACAUUAAUAGUAAGAAUAGUUUACCAUGUCUUUAAUUAGCUGGUCAUAAAUCAUCAUCCUUAUAACACUAGGAAAUUACCAUUUUUUACUUUAAAAUUGCAUUAUAGUGAAUUACUGUUUACAAAAUACACAUACUGUGAACAGAUAAAUUUUUGUCUUUUAUAAGGUUUGUAGCCUGAAUGUUUUUUUCAAGGUGGUGUUAUGUUACAUAGUUUUAGUUUUUUAUAAAUAUUAGUAACCGUUUACUAACUUUUGUUUGGUCAGGUGUGUAUCAGUGAAGAAGAUAGGGAGAAACUGAAGAUCCAAACUGUUCCUUUUUUCAUUUCUUGAAAUGUUACCACAUCAGACUUUUUUAACAUGAAUGAUGAGUUGUGAUUAUUCUGUAUUUACAAUCAUUUUUAAUCCUGUAAAGAAACAUUUAAAUACACGUAUGCAGGAAGGAAACUAUAGCAGUGUAUCUCUGUGAUUCACUCUGGAUCUCAGAAUUCUGGGUUUUAGUGUGGAAUGAAACAAUUUGGGUGACAACUGAAGUAUUUCCUGCCUUGUGAAAAAUUGGAUAUUAUGUUGCUGUUCGAAUGGGAAAUUUGGACAUUGUAUAUCAUAUAAUUUCAGAAUUUAAUUUCCAUAUCUUUGGGAAAACAUGGUUAUAGCAGAAACAUAGAAUAUAAGUAACCUAUUACUAUGACACCAUAAAUAUAAAACUCGUAUGCUUGGCUGAUAACUCUAAAGAUGUUACGUAUGUUUGUUUUUAAAAUGUGCAUGUAUUUAACAAUUUUAUCAUAAUAUUGUCAUGAAAAAAAUAAAUAUAUUUUCUUACAUCUUA